Molecule: messenger RNA, 1311 nt
Organism: Triticum turgidum subsp. durum (durum wheat)
Lineage: Eukaryota; Viridiplantae; Streptophyta; Magnoliopsida; Poales; Poaceae
Source: the annotation of a GenBank genome assembly
AUGUUCCAAAUGGCGGCGGCCGCGGCAAAGCCCAUGCCAGUGGAGCGGCUCGGGCAGCGCCUGGUGGCGCCGGCGGCUCCGACGCCGGAGAGCCCUCUGCGCCUGUCGUGGCUCGACCGCUACCCCACCCAGAUGGCGCUCAUCGAGUCGCUGCACGUGUUCAAGCCCGACAUGGCCAGGGAGGGUGACAGCCCCGCGAGGGCGGUGGAGCAGGCCCUGGCGAGGGCGCUGGUGGAGUACUACCCGCUGGCGGGCCGCCUCACGGUGACCGACGCCGGCGAGCUGCAGGUGGACUGCAGCGACGGUGGCGUGUGGUUCAUUGAGGCUGCCGUCAGGUGUCGGCUAGAGGACGUGGACUAUCUCGAGUACCCGCUCGCCGUCGACAAGGACGAGCUGCUCCCCCACCCGCGCCCCAAGCCCAGCCGUGAGGAGGAGAGCAAGCUCAUCUUGCUUGUCCAGGUCACGACGUUCGAUUGCGGCGGCUUCGUGGUGGGGUUCCGGUUCAGCCACGCGGUGGCCGACGGGCCCGGGGCGGCGCAGUUCAUGGGCGCGGUGGGGGAGCUGGCGCGCGGGGCGGGCCGCAUCUCGGUGGCACCGGUGUGGGGCCGCGACGCGAUCCCUGAUCCGGCGAGCGCCCUCGUCGGCAGCCUCCCGGACCCCGCGGGCGCCAAGCGGCUCGAAUACCUCGCCAUAGACAUCUCCGCCGACUACAUCAACCACUUCAAGGGCCAGUUCGCGGCGGCCACCGGCGGCGCCCGGUGCUCAGCGUUCGAGGUGCUCAUCGCCAAGGCCUGGCAGAGCCGCACGCGCGCCGCUUGCUUCGACGAGGACUCCCCCGUACACCUCUGCUUCGCGAUGAACGCGCGGCCGCUCCUCCACGCCCGCCUCCCCUCGGGGGGCGCCGGCUUCUACGGCAACUGCUACUACAUCAUGCGCGUCUCCUCCACGGCCGGGAAGGUGGCGUCCUCCACCAUCACCGACGUCGUGAAGAUCAUCAAGGAGGGGAAGAAGCGGCUGCCCACAGAGUUCGCGCGGUGGGGCGCCGGCGAGAUGGGCAGCGUGGACCCGUACCAGAUCACCUCCGACUACCGGACGCUGCUCGUCUCCGACUGGACGCGGCUGGGCUUCGCCGAGGUGGACUACGGGUGGGGCCCUCCCGCCCACGUCGUGCCGCUGACAAACCUGGACUACAUCGCCACGUGCAUCCUCGUCAAGCCCUGGGUACACAAGCCAGGCGCCCGGCUCAUCACGCAGUGCGUGACGCCCGACCGUGUCGCCGCUUUCCACGACGCCUUGGUGGACACCAACUAG